AAGCAGCGGGCACCUGUUCGUACAGGCGAAAACAGAAAAAAAAAUGAAACAUCAUGAUAGAGAAAAAGAUCCAAUGUUGCCUCAACAACAGAAAGUAAGAAGACCUGUAGAAGAUGGUGUCGUUAUGUACGACUGUUCACCAUGCCUACGUAGGUUUGGACUGCACAGACUUAUUCCGAAAGAAAGCAGCAAAGUUUGGUUUGUGAAGGACAUAUGUGGUGUGAUUUGUGUUAUUCUCACAUGGAUGCUUGUACUGUAUGCAGAAUAUGUCGUGAUGUUUAUUAUGCUCAUACCAAAUGUAAAUACUGGUUAUAAAUGGGGAAAUGCUAUACUGUUUAACUUCCUGGCUUUCAUGGCUGUAGCUUCACAUUCCAGAGCAAUGCUUGCAGAUCCAGGGGCAGUUCCAAAAGGCAAUGCAACAAAAGAAAACAUAAUGAAACUAGGUUUAAAAGAAGGAGAAGUUGUUUUUAAAUGUCCAAAAUGUAUCAGUAUCAAACCAGACAGAGCCCAUCAUUGCAGUGUGUGUCAGAGAUGUAUAAGAAAAAUGGACCAUCAUUGUCCGUGGGUGAAUAAUUGUGUUGGAGAAACCAAUCAGAAAUAUUUUGUACUUUUUACUCUGUAUAUAUGUUUGAUUUCCAUCCAUGCUGUAUAUAUGGCCAUACAACAUUUUAUAGUGUGCAUAGGGAAAGAUUGGAAAGGAUGUUCUGGUGUAUCUCCCCCAGCAACUACAAUAUUUCUAAUAUUUCUUGUGUUUGAAGGCCUAUUGUUUGGAAUAUUUACAGCAAUUAUGUUUGGGUCUCAACUCUCAGCCAUUUGCUCGGAUGAAACAGGUAUAGAACAGUUGAAGAAAGAACAAGGAAGUUGGGAAAGGAAAUCAUACUGGUUUAGCAUUAAAUCCGUCUUUGGUCAUCCUUUCAGUUGGAGAUGGUUUUCCCCUUUUUCUACCCCCAACUAUGUGUACUUUGAAUCCAGGGAAUAUUGUGUGUAAACAUUAUGUCUUAACUAUUCUUUGUAGACCUUGUAAAAUGAGCCGCGUCACGACAAAACCAACAUAGUGCGUUUGCGACCAGCAUGGAUCCAGACCAGCCUGCGCAUCCUCGCAGUCUGAUCAGGAGCCAUGCUGUUCGCUAUCAGUUUCUCUAAUUGUAAUAGAGUUGGUAAGCGAACAGCAUGGAUCCUGAUCAGACUGUGCAUCCGCGCAGUCUGAUCAGGAUCAAUGCUGGUCGCAAACGCACUAUGUUGGUUUUGUCGUGACGCGGCUCAAAUAUGUAAAUUAUUUGUAAGUGUAAAAGUUGCCAUAUGACAGUUUCAGUGUCAAAGGGGACUGAACUCCCCUAGAAAACAAAAAGAAAAUGGCAGGGUAGUCUAUCUUCUGUUUUGGUGCACAUUUUUACAGCAUUAGUUGAUUAUUUCUUGCAGAAAAGUUAGUUACAUUUAACUCUGUCUUUUGAGUGUAUAAUUAUGUAGGUCUAUUUUAUUUUAAUAAUUUGUUUAAAAUAAUGAAAAACCUUGUAACCACAUUUACAUAUAUUAACAUACUAAACACAAGUUAGGAGGUACUAAAUAUAAAAAAAAAACAAAAAAACUUGUGGAAACAAAAAAAAUGUUCAACAAGUAUUGGACACAAGUUAUUUUAUCAAUAUAAAAAUGAUGUAUUAAGUGUUUUCUCCAUCAACUUGAUUAGAAACAUGUAAUUAUGUUCUCUUUUGAAGUUAUACCAAACAUAGGAUGUUUAAAAUACAUAAAAUCAAUGGUAACACUUUGUCCAUUUGCUUCAUCUUUAACUAUACAUUCAGAUGAAGUUAAAUAUAGAUGCAAUUAAAGGGACUCCACUUAAGUUUUUUUUACAUAACUGAACUGGAAAUAAUUAUCCAAGAUUAAUGUUCCAGUUGAUGUAGGUCUAGACUAAUAACUUGUGUGUAAAAUUUCAAAUUAUUUGCUCGCUACAAUUUUUCCAGAACAAUUACUCGAAUUGUAAAAAGUUACGCAAAAUUGAAAAAUGUUGCAACGCAUUUCAUUCAGAUUU
Ruditapes philippinarum (Manila clam) is the source of this 2026-nucleotide messenger RNA. Its product is annotated as palmitoyltransferase ZDHHC3-like. The coding region runs from base 44 to 988 and encodes 314 amino acids. Lineage: Eukaryota; Metazoa; Mollusca; Bivalvia; Venerida; Veneridae. Gene Ontology annotation, cellular component: endoplasmic reticulum; Golgi apparatus. The record is from RefSeq and is a predicted model, not a curated record. The transcript is spliced from 7 exons. Gene Ontology annotation, biological process: peptidyl-L-cysteine S-palmitoylation; protein targeting to membrane. Gene Ontology annotation, molecular function: protein-cysteine S-palmitoyltransferase activity.